UAUCGUUCCGUUCCUCGUUUACUGUCAACAAAAGGAUUUAUAAAAAUAAUUUGAAUCGUAUAUAUUUAUUCCCAUAAAUCCACAAAAUUAAUUUACCUAAAGAAAUGGAAGAACAGAAACAAAGUGAGAACAUGUACCGAUUCAAGUGGUUCAUGUCGUUAUCGAGAAAAAAGUCGACUAGAUUAGAUGGAUCUAAAGAUAAUAUCGGAUGUUCAGAUAAAAUGGAAAACAGUAACGGAGUAUUUUUUACCCUGCGUAAACGAUUUCAGAAAAAACUUACAUCUAUUAAAGUUAAAGCAUAUGAACCUGACCUAAGUGCGGGUACAGUUAGCGGUAAUAGCAUUUUGGAAAGUGGUCGAUUCACAACCAACUCCUCGGGAUCAUUUGGUUGCAAUGACUUUGCACGUAUUGUCAUCGAAAGACACACACAAAACCCUAUUCGAUUCUCCUCCCCGAAUGCUAACAUGUCUGUGAUACCAAGCGGAGAUAUCCCGACAAAUCCCUCGCCUAUGUUACGAUCUGUUACGGUAUCAGUUUCCAGACCGGAUACAGCUUGUGAUACUGUCACUAGUUUAGAUACAAUGAUGGAAGAGAUAAGAGUUGAACUGCUCAAAUAUGGAUGGUACUGGGGAAAAUUGACACGUGCAGCGGCGCAAAGACGUCUUGCCAGACAGGACAACGGGACUUUUCUUGUACGAGACUCGGAAACAGAAAAAUAUCAAUUUACCGUCAGUUUCCGAAGCUCAGGUAUCACUCUGCACUGUAGGAUUGAUUAUAAAGAUAGUUACUGGUCUUUUUCAGGUCUAACAAAUCCGACUCAAUGCGAAACAAUGAUCGACUUGAUUGAAGAUACUAUGAAGAAAUCCGAGUUUGGAAUGAUCGGAUUCGUGAAGCAAACAUCCUCGCUUACUCCACCUUUUCCGGUUCGUCUGACGAAACCCAUCAAUCGCUUCUAUGAGGUGUCCUCGUUACAGCAUCUGUGUCGAUUCAUCAUUCGACAACGAAUUGAUACGCAUAAUAUUCACAGUUUGCCUCUGCCAAGCAAGUUAAAGGACUACAUUGCGGAACACUUUUAUGACUUGUAGAUAGGGUAAGGUUAUUAAACAAACGUUAAAAGACGAAUCGCAAUUUUGAUGCUACCAGAUCAUGAAAUAGGAAAUAUUCAAUGAGCUGCUUCUUAAAUAGAAAAGAUUCAAACGUUUAUAACUAUAAGUUCUCCAGCGCAAUAUUAAGUAAUAUUGUUAAAGUAUGUAGUAAUAUGUUAAAAAACUAUUUCUUCAGAGCAGUAACAUCGUUAAGUUUUUGCCUUUCGAUCACCUAAAACUCUCAAGGCAAUGCUGGGGUAAGACGUGCACUGCCCAUAAUCGCAAAUCACUCCCAUGUUCUAUAGGAUUCCCUGUCUACAUGCGACUGGCUUGCGAUUCAACAAAAUAUUGUUUAUACUUGCUCUAUUCGUGUCCGCAUAGUUCAGUUACUUCGGUUGAGGUCACGAUAGUUCGACAUGUCAAUGAAAAAUGUAACCGGAUUAAAACAUUAACCUUAACAUGAGUGGGAUGAUAGGUCAUUGUGAAAACUUUCUGAAAAGUUUUAAUAUGGGUGUACAUUCAACUUUGUGCUGCUUCUGAAUUUGAAUUGCUUAAAGGUUGCGACAAACUUAACAAAAAAAAUCAAGAAUUUUUUUCAUUACCUCAAAACAAAUUGGCUAGCGACAAAGUUCACUUUAUUAUUUAGAAAAUCGGUUACACCCCCAUGUCAAUACGAUGGUAAUGUACAUUGUAAAGUAUAUGAAAUACGUGGAUCUCUAAUUUUCGCAAGUGUACUGUUUUUUUACGUCUACUCAGGUCAGUAGUCAAAAGUUCAAAUGUACAAAUAAACGUUCAAGUAUCUGCAGAAAUCAAAAGAAAUUUUCUAAGUCAGUCGUUUGUCAGUUUGUUAAAUUUCAAGUCAAUCAAAAAAAAAAUACAUUUAAAUGAAAUUGCAGGUAACUAGUUAAAUGACGAAGAAAAAUAUCUAUUGGUUUUAGCGGAGCUACACUGAUAAGUGAACAAAGUUUUUGAUAGUUGAAUGCCUGUUUGGAAUACAAGUUUUUUAAUGACAUUUUCGUUUUUGAAAUCUUUUAUUGAUUCUAUUAGCAUGACAUGUUACCAACUGCCAUUGGUGCAGUAGUCUAUUUUGAGAGCAUGUCGUUUGGCAUAAGUUCGUUUGACAUAAGUUCAUUUGGCAUAACAGCAGCAUAAUUUGACAUAAUGAUCAUUUGGCAUAAUUUGAAAUAUACAUUGAAAUCUCUGUUAUAUUAGGCGUUGACACAAAAUGUGGCUACGUCACAUCGCUUUAAGUAUGGUGCUGUCCGACGUCGUUCUGCCCCUAUGAUUGAGUAACCCGGGCCAACGAGUGGAUCAUAGGUUUACUUGUGAUGGUCGCCGCUUCCGACGGCGGGUCGGAGGCCACAUCGCUUGGUCUCGGUUAUAUGACAAAGCCAAGGGCUGUUUGGUAUACAAAUUCAUAGGAUUGAAAAAUAUAUGUACAUACUUGCCAGAAACAUAAGGUUGAUUCCUUCUUUUAGUCAUGAGUUGUGCAUUAUAUUUGUAUACCUAAUAGCCCUCACAAGUAGCCUGGUGAUCCACUCGUUUGCCCAGUUUACCAAAAUUUAGGGGUCGACUCCUUCUUUCAAACAUGAGCAGUUCUUUGAAUCUUCAUGCCAAAUAAGUUCGCAAGCAACCUGUUGAACUUCUCAUUGGCUCGGUUUCUUUAAACAUAAGAGUUGAUUCAUCUUUGAAACAUAGCCCUUGGCUUUGUCUCAUAAGCGCAGCUUAGGAACAACUUGACAGCUCCCAUAUAUUGAACUCAUAAUUGUUUUGUGGUGAUUUGGUAAUGUCAUGGCGGUUCGAAUGGACCAAUAUCUUAAAAAGGCACAUCCCAUUUUUUAUUUUGCAUAUCAGUAAAAAAUAAAUUAUUUAAACACUUCUAUCACCAAAUUUAUUUCGCUGUUCAAAGUAGAAAGUGUCCUCGUUCCACCAUACUUAAACAGAAACAUAUUCACAUUUGAUUCCAUUUUGAAUCUAAAAAAUCCAAAAUAAAGCAAAUCGAACUUCGGAAAUACAAGAGGAUAACUUUCAAAUUCGAGUCACUUCCACUUGUAUUGGCUCGAAUUUGAAAGCCAUCUUCUAGUAUUUCCGAAAAUCUUCGGGAUCGAACCAAUAUCUUUCCAGACAUCAAAUCCUCCAUAGAAACCCAGAAGCCGUUUCGUUAGGUUUCUGUCAGACCGGAACCGAGUAAAACACGGGAAUUCUAAUGGGAGCCGUACCAAAAUCAUCGUAAUGUCUUCCGGACAGAAUGAUUGCAAUAGUCAAACAAAGCUCUGGCAGAAGUCAAGCGAAAUUGAAAAUCUCUAGCAGCAUUCUCGUUAAAAUCGGGCGCUACCGGUUUGUUGCUAGAAUUCUGUUAAAAUGCAUACAAAACAAAUCAAAAACCAAUUUUUCUAAAUGUGUAGAAAAUUCUACAUAUAUUGUUUAUAUUCCCGACCAAAAUACUAGCAUUCUUGAUGAUCUUAAUAAAUUUGAAACAACUUGUCAUAGGUUCACGAUUUGUUAAGCUUGUUGAUUUACUUUCAUUUGCCAAAAUGUUUUUCAUGUAUAUUUCUCAAGAAAAAAAACACCAAUGAUUUACCUAUUAGGCACUUCACACAACAAGAAAACAAAAACAUGUUUAGGAAGAAAGAGUCGGUUUCUAAAAACAACGACUUCCAGCAAAAUUUAUAAUAAGAUUUAUGUAACUUUGUUUGUGUUUUUCAGUUAGUGAUAAAUUUAUUCUCGAAUAAUAGUUUUCUUUAUCUUUCGCUUUUCCCUUGGAAAUAUUUCGUUUCGUUCUUGUGGGUGAAUGGAGUCUAGUUAUGUGAGGUAUGCAAACUAGGCUCGAUGGAACUAUCCAAGUCAGUCUUGGAUAUUACAUACAUUUGGAGCAGCAUCAGAUGUUGCUUCAAGCUGUUCUCAACUCCUAUUCAACAGUUUUCACGCCGCCACCCGCGUUACGGCUUGGUAAGGCUAAACUGGUGUCGAAGGGGGUCAAUUGGGGUUGUCUGACGCAGUAUUGAGGGUCACAUCAUUAGCGUUUCUGCGCUAGAAUCGACAGACAGCCUUAAUUGAUUAUAAGAUCAGGGACUAUAUUUAAUGUGGUAAAUAAUGUCUUUUUUUUGUGAAAUCCUAAAUGCCUUCAAGGGGGUUUGCCUGGUCCAUAAUGUAAUGAAUACGUAUAUUGACUAGAACAAAGAUAAUCGAAUUCUGUUAUAAGAUAGAGAUGAAACAGCACAGUUGUAGGGAAUGUAUUCGCGAGUAAGGACUAAUACUGCUAGUAUGCUUACCGGUUCAAUUAAUAGUCGAUUCAUCCGCUUCGGGCCUAGGAGACAAAGAGGAGAUUAAGAAGAGACAGAAGCGGAUUUAAUGCGAAAAUUGCCAAUAUGAUGUUGACCCCAAUGCGAUGGUAGGAUGAUUUUCCAUAGGAUGACAGACUAGAUGACACGACGCUACACGCUCUAAACUUGUGCCAAAUAGUAUGUAUGUAUGUUUUUUUAGUAAUGUUACUUU
Molecule: messenger RNA, 4580 nt
Organism: Topomyia yanbarensis
Lineage: Eukaryota; Metazoa; Arthropoda; Insecta; Diptera; Culicidae
Gene: Socs44A
Product: suppressor of cytokine signaling 6
Exons: 2
Coding region: 105-1085 (326 amino acids)
Biological process (GO): intracellular signal transduction; phosphatidylinositol phosphate biosynthetic process
Cellular component (GO): phosphatidylinositol 3-kinase complex
Molecular function (GO): 1-phosphatidylinositol-3-kinase regulator activity
Source: RefSeq, a predicted model, not a curated record